GGUCCGGCCAAAGAGGGGAGCGGGAGCGGGAGCGGCGGCAGCCCCAUGAAGGGCGAGGAGUCCAUGACGGAGGAGCGGAUCGCCCAGAUCCUCAACCAGGCGACGGCGGCCAUGAAGGAGUCGUCCAACGCGUCCACGGCCACCUCCACCGCCUCCGCCCACGGGGGGAACCCCUCCCCGUCCAACCGGAGCUCCCCGUCCGCCGCCCACUCGCCGCCCGUGCCCCGCAGCGACGCGAGGAAGGCGAUGCUCGGCCGCAGCAGCAGCGUGGCCCGGUACGAGAACGACGACAUCUCGCAGGAGGCGGUGGCGAGGAUCUACCAGGAGCAGCUGGCGCAGCUGGCGGCGGCGGUGCGGUCCACGCCCACGCCCAAUGCGGACUCGGGGGACGAGCUGGCGAACUCGCUGGCGCACCGGGAGCAUUAUUCCAACCUCCUCGCAUCCUGCUUCAGCCAGGGUCUGUUCAUGAACCGCAGCCCCGAGGAGAUCGGGAUGGCCCUGAGCAUCUACCAGCAGGAACUGAGCAAGCUGACGGCCACGGCCCACGCCCAGGCGCGGGAGCUGGCGGAGGCGCAGGCGCGCGCCCACCCCGGCGUCCACCCGAGCGCCCAGGCCGGCUCGGGGAGCCUGGACCUGUCGGUGAAGAGGGAGUCGGCCGCCGUGAACGGGGGGUCGGACGAGUCGAACGACGACGACCGGGACGAGCCGCCCGAGAAGCCCUCUUCGGCCUUCUCCCUCGUCACGCCGAAGUCGGAGCCAGGCGUCUCCCCCCCGCACCUGACCUCUGCGACGACAGCGACGAGCCUCUCGACCUCCAUGGCGAGCAGCCUGACCCCGCCGUCCCAGUCGCACCUGUUCCCCGGCUCCUCCCCGCUGCAGCGGAUGGCGCACAUCACGAACGCGCUCAUCUCGCAGCCGUCCCUGCCGUCGGCGAUCAGCCUCCCGUCGCAGCGGCCGCUGAAGGCCAUCCUGCCGCCCAUCACGCAGCAGCAGUUCGACCAGUACCAGAACCUCAACACGGAGGAUAUCGUGAAGAAGAUCAAGGAGCAGCUGAGCCAGUACUCGAUCAGCCAGCGGCUGUUCGGCGAGAGCGUGCUGGGGCUGUCGCAGGGCAGCGUGUCGGACCUCCUGGCCCGGCCGAAGCCGUGGCACAUGCUGACGCAGAAGGGGCGGGAGCCGUUCAUCCGCAUGAAGAUCUUCCUGGAGGACGACAACGCGGUGCAUAAGCUGGUGGCGUCGCAGUACAAGAUCGCGCCCGAGAAGCUCAUGAGGACGUCGUCGUCGUAUGGGACGCCGCACACGCACACGCCGCACGUGCCCAUCAUCAACCAUGAAUCGCUUGAAUGUCCCACAGCCAUGGCCCUGAGCCGCAGCGGAUCCAAGACCGGAUACCCGGAAUCCCUGCUGUCGAAGGCGAUCGACUACGGCAUGGGACAACGGGGCCUGCCGGCCGCGCCCGUCUCCACCCCGCACCCGCUGGACGCCCUGAAGAAGAACGCUGCCGGGGGCGGGGGCGGGGGCGGGGGGCUGUCCCCCAAGGGGGGGAUCCUCCCGCCGCAGCACAACGUCUACGAGAUGGCGGCCCUCACGCAGGACCUGGACACGCAGCUGAUCACGACCAAGAUCAAGGAGACGCUCCUGGCCAACAAUAUCGGGCAAAAGAUAUUCGGAGAAGCAGUGCUGGGUUUGAGCCAGGGAUCGGUGAGCGAACUGCUAUCGAAACCAAAGCCCUGGCACAUGCUGAGCAUCAAGGGACGAGAACCCUUCAUCCGCAUGCAGCUCUGGCUCUCGGACCCGAACAACAUCGAGAAGCUACAGACGCUGAAAAACGAGCGGCGGGAGGCAAACAAGCGGCGUCGGAGCGCGCCUGUCCCCGACCCACCGACCCCGUCGGGAGCCGACGUGAGUUCCGACUCGGCCGACGUGUACGCGUUCGGCACGCCCAGCCCCACCAGCCCCGCCAAGAAACAGCGGGUACUUUUCUCGGACGAGCAAAAGGAGGCGCUUCGCCUCGCUUUCCAGCUGGACCCGUAUCCGAGCGUGGCGACGAUGGAGUUCCUCGCCCAAGAGCUAGGUCUCACCUCUCGCACCAUCACCAACUGGUUCCAUAAUCAUCGCAUGCGGUUGAAACAACAGGCACCGCACGACGAUCGAGGCGGGAACGGGCUCCCCUCCGCUCCCCGCGAGGGGCCUCAGUCCUUCGACCCCAUGCAGUUCCGGUUCCUGCUUCAACAGCGGCUCCUGGAACUGCAUAAGGAACGGGUAGCGUCGGGAUCUUCUCCGCUCUCGAUGAUCCCUCCGCCGUUCCCUCAUCCGGGAUCGUACCCGUUCUUCAAUCCUCUGAUCGCGGGAUUGGGCGGUCUGGAUCUGCGUCUGGUCCCACCGACGUCCGACUCGGGCGACGCAGCCCCCUUGAACUUGAAACGCGACCCCGACUCGGAACUGAGCGAAGACAGCGACGCCGGCUCCAACGGGGACUCGAACGGCUCCGGCUCCAGCGCGGCGAAGGAGACGACCCGGAAAGAACCGGACAAGACGGCACCGAGCCGGUCCUCGCGCCGGAAGCCUGCAGCCCCCCAGUGGGUGAACCCCGACUGGCAGCACCAGGACAAGGACGUCAUCAUCAACGGGGUGUGCGUGAUGCAGACGGACGCCAUCCGGGCCGACCAGGCCGAGAACGGAGCCCCCCGCACCAGCCCCAAACCGGUGAACGCUAACAAUGAAGGCAGUGAUAGCAACGACGAGGUCCCAGAAGAGGAGGAGGAGGAGGAUGACGAAGAGGAGGAGGACGAGAUGGAGGACUCGUCUGCGCAUCGAUCUCCCCCCGUGUGGAAAUCAAAACUGGACCAUAGCGAUCAGUGA
This is a messenger RNA of Darwinula stevensoni, 2862 nucleotides long. NCBI's taxonomy places the organism in Eukaryota, Metazoa, Arthropoda, Ostracoda, Podocopida, Darwinulidae. The record is from the annotation of a GenBank genome assembly.